Messenger RNA from Exophiala spinifera, 1395 nucleotides. RefSeq lists its product as uncharacterized. Gene Ontology annotation, biological process: DNA-templated transcription; regulation of DNA-templated transcription. NCBI's taxonomy places the organism in Eukaryota, Fungi, Ascomycota, Eurotiomycetes, Chaetothyriales, Herpotrichiellaceae. The transcript has 2 exons. The coding region runs from base 1 to 1395 and encodes 464 amino acids. Gene Ontology annotation, cellular component: nucleus. The record is from RefSeq and is a predicted model, not a curated record. Gene Ontology annotation, molecular function: transcription cis-regulatory region binding; DNA-binding transcription factor activity, RNA polymerase II-specific; zinc ion binding.
AUGACCUUCGUUCCACACUACGAUUCCAACAGGUUGCUACUUUGGUCGAUGCUCGCUGUUGCAGCUGGCCACUCUUCAGUGACUUCGGUGCUGUACAAUUCACUUGUGAAUCCAGUCCGACGUCUUGCUGGUGAUAUUUAUAGCCAUCAAAGCCGAGGCCUUGAAGCUGUUCAAGCAUUACUCAUUCUCUGCGCAUGGCCCUUCCCCUAUCAGCAGACGGUUAAUGAUCCCUCGCCAAUGUAUUGCUCUUUGGCCACCACUAUUGCUCUCCAGACAGGGCUCCAUCGCCCUCCAGCACUGAGUGACGACUUUGCCUUCCAAAUGGAUGAUUCCGGAUCCAGCAGGGUAAACAUUGGUGACCGGGAACGAGCUUGGCUUGGAUGUUUUAUCAUGAACUAUACAGUGUCAGAAAGACAGGGGAUUCCAUCCCCUAUUUCACCAUAUCGAUCCAUAAGUCGCGCGAUGGGGAAGGGAUCAUCUCCACACCUAGCAGACACGCUCAUCGGCCUCGGGCAGAUUGCUUUUCUAGGCCAUAAAACAACAACAGCUCUGGGCGAUGAUUCCUCUGCUCCUUCAGGUUUGGUAGAUGAUCCUAUGCGACUGAUCCACUUCUUCGACAUUGAUUUUCAAACAGCCAGCGAGUCGUUACACGGAAAAGUAUCGUCGCAGUGUGAUAUCUUUCUGCUAUACUCGCGUUUGAGCCUAUAUUCUUACGCAUUCAAUGAUAGCAGCAUCCCUAAUCACAAUCAGAAUCACUCUUACGAUGUUGAGAAGUCAGCAAUAUCUGGGAAGGCUCUUUCUACAGCAAUGAAACUCCUGCAAUUAGCAUGUGAGAACUUCAAUGCAAGUCUUCGAUGGCCAGCGUUUGUCAAGAACUGUGUCAUAUAUGCGACUUGCCUUGCUGCUUUUAUUCUGUCUAAGGUAAAGCAAUCUGAAACCGAGGUCAAGUCGAUAAUAGACACAUGUGAAGCUGCAAAUACCCUGAUCAGACUGUGGUCCUUGUUCCCAAAGGAUAGCUACUCCCGCAUCUCGACACAUCUCGCUCGUUUCAUCGAUUCGAUCAACCCGAAAACGUCCCUUGGCAUGGCAACUCCCGGAGACACUAGACGUGGCCUUGCACAUCAACAAACUGUCACGUCACGCAUGUCGGCAAAUAUCAUGUUCAAUGUCAUAUGGCCGGCAAAGAAGGCCGGCAUGAACGGAAAUGCAACUACUCUUAACGAUGACGGACCGACGUCCGUGCAUCUAUUGGCAAACAAUGGAAUGGAAGAGCAAAAUAUGCAUGUUACUGGUCUACCUUCUCAAGCGACCUUCGACCAGGUGGACACUGUCGACUUUGGCUAUUUUGACGAUAUCUUUGCUGACUGGUCUGAUCUUCUUGGAAACACGACCUGA